Molecule: messenger RNA, 759 nt
Organism: Hevea brasiliensis (rubber tree)
Lineage: Eukaryota; Viridiplantae; Streptophyta; Magnoliopsida; Malpighiales; Euphorbiaceae
Exons: 1
Coding region: 1-759 (252 amino acids)
Biological process (GO): proteasome-mediated ubiquitin-dependent protein catabolic process
Cellular component (GO): nucleoplasm; cytosol
Molecular function (GO): proteasome binding; polyubiquitin modification-dependent protein binding; ubiquitin binding
Source: RefSeq, a predicted model, not a curated record
AUGAAGGUUAUCAUUGUAGCUUGGUCAAGAGAAUUUCUUUUUGAAAUUGGUCCUCAGGAACCUGUUCUUGAAAUAAAAAGAAAGAUUGAACUCCUCCUUGGUGUUCCUAUAGCUUCACAGAUUCUAGCAGUGUUUGGUUGGGAAUUGGUAGAUGGACUAGACAUGGAAGAUUACCCCAUUGUCACUGAAGGUAGAAAAAUUGAUCUCACAAUCAAACCAAUGACUCCACCAUUCAACAACCACAAUAGGAAGAUCCAAAUCAUAGUAAAAUUUUCUUUUAGGCAGAUUAGCAUGGAAGCAGAUAGAACAGAAACUGUGCGUAGCUUGAAAGAAAAAAUUCAUAUUGUUGAGGGUACACCAAUCAAAAGAAUGUCUCUUUUCUUUUCUGGGGUAGAAUUGGAUGAAGAUUUUCGCAAUCUCACCGAGUAUGGUAUUCGUGAAUUCUCUGAAAUAAUUGUGUUCCUUAAGACUCUGACUCGUCUGAGGGAUGAUCCACCUACAAGAAAGCUAAACAUUGUCGUGCAAACUUCUUCUUCUUUGCUUAAUGCUGCGAGCAUUCCUUUGGAGAUGAAGGACUCGAGUACUAUUAAUGACCUAAGGAGGCUUCUUUUGAGCAGAAAAAUUCUUCCCCAAGAUGAUUAUUUGUUCAUACACAAGCAGAGGAUCAUGCGUGAUCAUUGCAGCCUUCGAUGGCAUGGCGUUGAGAGUGGAGAUUCUCUUUAUGUGUUCAAGGGGACGGUAAACCGUAAUGGAUACUGA